GAAGCUCUCAAACUAGUUCCUCUUCUUCUGUGUCGCUAGGAUUCCAAUCUUAAGUCGGUUGGAAAAUGAUUUUCUUUGUUUUGUCUUCGUUGUAUUCCAGUGGAAGAAAGAAAUAGCUCGAGAUUCGCGUUCGACAGCUUCUACCUUCAGUUACUCUUUCCUGAAACUUUUCUUUUUCUGGACUCGUUCUCCUUCAAAAUACUCUUCGCAAUGUUGCAAUGGAUGGGAGGUUCCAGGCGGAAAGUGACAACUUCAAGGAAGUCUAUGCACAAGAGGCAAAAGCAAUACUUUGAGCAAAAGAAACGACAGCAACAGCAGCAGACAGCGGGGUUGGAGAGCUAUACUGCUGAUGGAAUGAACGUGUGCGUCCAGCAUCACAAUGAACACCGAUCACUGGAUGUUCUCAAUUUGCUAAACUUGUCGACGGUUUCUCAAGAAUGCAAGUCUGCCUGCCCUAGUGGAAAGGAAGAUCUACAGGUCAGUGGUUCAGAGGUAAAGUAUAACAUCAAAAAAGGACCAUCAACAAUUCUUAACCACACAGAUGCUCUGGCCAACUCUGUUGAGUGUAAGGAAGAAAGAAGUCCAUCACAUUGCCAAGUGGAAGUUGUAUCUCCAAAGAAUCUACUUAGCGUCCACGAUGAUAAUCACAUUGUUCUGAACGGAGAUGGUUCUAAAGUCGAUCUCUGGAAGACAGUAACUGAGCAGCAGCUCUCUGUUCUUGAUUUGAUUGGUGAUGAGGAACCAAAUGGUAAUAAGGACGGUACCCCGAUGUAUGAAGCUCACGCUGCAUUUUCAGUUGAAGGUUUGGGUGAAGUGGGAACAGAGACACCAGUCCAUUCACCACAACAACCUGGCAGAUAUUUUUCUUUUGGUCGCUCCUCGCCUUUGAAGGCUACAAGGCAACUUAAUAUGUCGAAGAAACGUAACUAUCUGAUGGAUGACCUUGAACUAGACGUGGAUCAAAUGAUGAAAGAUAUCAAUAUGCCCCCAAGUGAGAGUUCUCUUGACUUUUCAUCAGGCAAAAUGCAUUCAUAUAGCAAUCCCAAUCAGAAAUUAGCUGCUGUCAGAGACUGCAUGCAACAUGAUGGUCAUGGUAGUCAAAUAAAUAGUUUACUUGGUGACAGAAGUUUCUUUAAUGACCUUGAAAGCGGCAAAGAAGAUAUAUGGGAUGCUAGGUCUUGCUUCCUAGCCGACAACUUUCUUGAUGAGAGGGAAUUUGAUGUAUCUAGGAAGAACUGGUCACCUGAAAUAGAUGGUAAUUCUCUGGAUUUUUGGAAAUAUGGGAACUCUGAGAUGUCAGAUUAUGCUUUUGAAGGCCCUGAUCUACUGAAGAAAAGGGAUGCUACAACGGCAAUGGACAGAUUCAACGCCUUAGAGUCACCUGCUUCAUUUUACAAGCACCAAACAUCAGAAAAUGAUCUUGACUUCAUGAUUUACAAUGGAGCAAGACGCCCUACACCAGUGAGAAAGUUUGGUUUUGGGGAUGUAACCAAGCAAUCGGAUUGGUUUUGCUCUGCAACAGAUGAUGGAAGAGAUAAUAUGUGCAUGCUGAGCAGCGAAGAGUCCUGCUCAUCCAGUGCAGUGAGGGGCGAAGUAACCAAUAAUUCACGGUCGAAUUCAGCAGCAAGACGGACUAGAAGACACAGCAAUGCCUGUAUUAGCCCUCGAAAAAAGUAUGGUGUGAACAGCAUUUUUGCCAAAGAGACGGGACAUAAAAGCAAGGAUGAAAUUCGACAAGGGAAUGAUGUGCGAGGGUCAGGAAAAUGUCCGAAUGUGUCAAAACUAUCCCACUCUAACAAUCCCCUCCUGAAAAAUUUAGGACCAAACGAUAGUUGGUUACAUGAUGAAGGAUAUACUACUUCGAAAGUGAAUUCAGGUUUCAUUCCUUUCUCUCGAGAUUCAGAGACAAAAAUUCCAUCCUCAGAAUCCAAGUUUUGGACUGGAGAUCCUACCAGUGAAUUUUCCGUUCCUGGAUCAGAUAUUGAUGCGAGAUCUUCAUUAUUUGGUAGAUCUAAACUUGGAGGAAGUUUGGCAUGCUCACGCUCUGGCAGUUUCAUCACUGAAAAGUUCACAGUUCAUGAUUCCCCUAUAUUCUCGAAGUUUCAGGUUGGGCCAACGGUGCCAGAUUUGUCUCCAGAUUCUAAAUUGGAAGGCACACCGCCAGAAUCUUCCUUUGUGGCUGGAUCUCAUGGUGAGAAACCCUUUCCUGAUAUAUCAACAGAUGAAAGUGCUAGCAAAGAUGUGGAAAAUAAAGCAAAAACCCAGCCACAUGACCGUGAAGAAUUGGAGCUCAUGGGAGAAGUUCAAAUCGGCAAUGGCUUAUUUUCAGAGAAUGAAAAGGCAAAAGAUGCUGCAAGUUCCGGGGGCAACAAUUGUGGAUGCAAAAACGCGGAAGAUGAAGCUCCAGAGCCAAUGCAUAAUUUAAAAACAACAUAUUCUCCUGACCAUGCAGAGCAGGCAUCAAGGUCUCUUGUAAUCUCUGACAAACUUGAAAGUAUCGUAGAAGAACAGAAACACCAUUGCCGUAAUGAAGCUACUCUUCCUUGUCAGAAUGGGGAUAAAGAUAUACAAGUUAUGAGGCCUCAGGAAAGAAGGCUAAUACGAAAAACAGAGAGUAAAUGCGACAACUCAUCUUGUCAGGUGAUGAUGCUUGAAAGCUACGUUCUUCAGCUUCUUUCUGUGAAGAAGGUACUGAUGCAUGCAUCUGCACAGGAUACCACAAAGAAGCUGGAGAGGCUUCAGCAUGAAUUCUUGAGCUCCUUCAUCCAGGCACCUGUUCAAGCAAAGAAAACAUAAAGGGGACAUUCUCGGAUGACACUACCACCACUGGUAUAUGCUUCAUGGAAGGUGACUCCUGCUUGCAGAGAAAGAUCUGUUAGUUAGGCAGUUAUGAGUUACACGCAAUACAUAUGAAUCCUUACUCUGCUAUCAUCUCUAUAGCUUCUUCUAUUAAUACCCUAAUGCUUUUCACUGCUAUGUAAUGAUUAAUUGAGUGGGAAAUCAUGAAUAUCUGUAGAGACUAAUAUCUGAUGCAAUCAAAUACAAAUAUAUG
This is a messenger RNA of Juglans regia (Persian walnut), 3052 nucleotides long. RefSeq lists its product as uncharacterized. The transcript is spliced from 21 exons. The record is from RefSeq and is a predicted model, not a curated record. NCBI's taxonomy places the organism in Eukaryota, Viridiplantae, Streptophyta, Magnoliopsida, Fagales, Juglandaceae. The coding region runs from base 211 to 2796 and encodes 861 amino acids.